CAUUUUGUGUGCCUUUUAGUUUCAAUUGAUUCGUUCCUGAGCAGACUUCGGUGGCUUAAAAACAUCGCAUUGUUUUGUUACUGCGAUUUAAGCAAUCAUGUUUGAUGUAUUCGGGUCCGUGAAGGGCCUAUUAAAGCUCGAUCAAGUAUGCAUAGACAACAAUAUAUUUCGACUACAUUACAAAGCUACAGUGAUCAUACUCAUAGCGUUCUCGCUCUUAGUGACAUCUAGACAAUAUAUCGGUGACCCGAUAGAUUGCAUCGUUGAUGAAAUUCCUUUGAAUGUGAUGGAUACCUACUGUUGGAUCUAUUCCACAUUCACGAUCCCCAAUAGACUAACAGGAGUAGCUGGAAAAGAUAUUGUUCAGCCAGGUGUAUCAAAUCAUGUUGAUGGUGAAGACGAAGUUAAAUAUCACAAAUACUAUCAGUGGGUUUGCUUCGUCUUGUUCUUUCAAGCAAUGUUGUUUUAUAUUCCACGAUAUUUGUGGAAAACAUGGGAAGGAGGAAGAAUUAAAAUGCUCGUGUUGGACUUGAAUUGUCCCGUUGUCAAUGAAGAAUGCAAAGAUGAGCGCAAGAAGAUUUUGGUGGACUACUUUGUGGACAAUCUUAAUCGACAUAAUUUCUAUGCUUUCCGGUUUUUCAUUUGUGAAGCAUUAAAUUUCAUCAAUGUUGUAGGACAAAUUUACUUCAUGGACUUCUUCCUGGAUGGUGAAUUCUCAACUUAUGGCAGUGACGUCGUCAAAUUUACAGAAAUGGAACCUGAAGAGCGUGCUGAUCCUAUGGCUAGAGUGUUCCCGAAAGUUACAAAGUGCACAUUCCACAAAUAUGGUCCAUCUGGUAGUGUUCAAAAGUUCGAUGGUCUUUGUGUCUUACCUUUGAAUAUUGUUAAUGAGAAAAUUUACGUAUUUUUGUGGUUCUGGUUCAUCAGCUUAUCCAUUGUAAGUGGAAUUUCAUUGGCUUAUCGUGCCGCUGUAGUCAUCUGGCCCAACGUUAGAUUGUACUUGUUACGCGCUCGAUCUCGUUUGUCAAGCCAUAAUGAUGUCGAAAACAUUGCUGAAAAGUGCCAAAUUGGCGACUGGUUUGUUUUGUACCAGUUGGGGAAAAACAUCGACCCCUUAAUUUAUAAAGAGAUUAUCGGUGAUCUUUCGGCAAAAUUGGAUGGAAAAGAAGUAGUCUAGGAAAGAACAUUGCGUUCAUUUUUAUUUUUGCUAAAUAUUUGAAUAUCUGAUAUACGUUGUCAGCCUAUUCGCAUUUAUUGUCUGAUUAAAGUAUUUUCGUAUUAGGUGAUUUUACGUCGAUAUGCAGCACGUAAUUACUUUAAGUAAGCCAUUAUACAAAAAAAUCUUACAAUUAAGUUAAAUUUCAAUCUGUCUAGGAUAAGCCAUUCAAAUAUUUUUUCUUGGUAGCCGUUUUAUAACACUGUAAUGAUCGCACAUUCAACAUUCCAAUGUACAACGCCAAUAAAUUAAAAAAGACAAUAACAAAAAGACAAACUUUAUUGGGAUAAUGACUACGUAACUGAUAGCUCUUGAUAUUUUUUUAUAAAUAAUUUUAAGGACUUUUACAAAAAAAAAAAUAGAUUUAAAAAAAGAAAGAGCUUUUUUAAUAAAGAUGCUUUUAUCCUCUUAGCACAAAAUUAAGACAAAUAGAUUUUUUAUAUUUACUAUGUGAAUAUAAACUGGAGAAGACUUUGAUGUUUAUGUGCAAACCUUCCAGAAACAUGAUACAAUCUUUUAAAAUAUACAAUUUGACGUAACAAUAAAAAUUAUAAACGAACAAAGUGCGAUUAUAUUU
Culicoides brevitarsis is the source of this 1793-nucleotide messenger RNA. RefSeq names its product innexin inx2. Lineage: Eukaryota; Metazoa; Arthropoda; Insecta; Diptera; Ceratopogonidae. The record is from RefSeq and is a predicted model, not a curated record. Gene Ontology annotation, cellular component: gap junction; plasma membrane. The transcript has 5 exons. Gene Ontology annotation, molecular function: gap junction channel activity. Gene Ontology annotation, biological process: phototransduction. Bases 98 to 1177 code for a protein of 359 amino acids.